Closterium sp. NIES-67 is the source of this 362-nucleotide messenger RNA. Lineage: Eukaryota; Viridiplantae; Streptophyta; Zygnematophyceae; Desmidiales; Closteriaceae. The record is from the annotation of a GenBank genome assembly.
AUGCGCAUAUCGGUAUGCAGCAGCAGCAGAAUCCGCCUUCUGUCUAUACUCCAGGUGUUUCAUCGACUGCACCUGCAGCGCAACAACAACAAACACAGUCAACAGCACAACAACAGGCAACAGCACAACCACCCCGCAGUCGCAGCAGCAGCAGCCCUUUUACAUCUUCGGGCGAUCACCUGCUCAGCAACAACAACAGCAACAGCAGCAACAACAACAGCAACAACAAGAACAACAUCAGCAACAACAGCAACAGCCUCAACAACCGGUCCUUCUUGCUGGCCUUGGACCCGAAUGGCGACAAACGCGCGCCUUCCUGCGCAUGAACCCGAACCUCUCCGAAGCUGAAAUUUUGUCGUAUC